AUGGACAACCCCAAUCGUGUCAUAUCCUUCGAUGACUUCGAAGAGGAGAGCGUAUCUUCUUCCGAGUCUUGGUAUCCCCCACCGAAUCUCCCGCAGAAUCUCGCAUCGCAUCACCAAUCUCAUCCUCAGAUUCUUUGCGUGAACCCAGCAGAUUUGAACUCUUAUGGUCAAGUGCAAGUGAUCCUUCCCUCGAGCUGUGCUAUCUGCCCAAAAAUGGCACAGUAUGACUGCGGUGAUUGCCGUGCCAUCUCAUACUGUAGCCCGGAGCAUGCGCAACUCGACGAAUCCUCUCACAAAGAAGCUUGCUCGAACAUCUAUGAGAGCAGUCAAAGACUCGAGAUAUUGAGACAGCAGCUUGUCUCCCGCAUUCCAAGCCCCUUCCGCCACAACAUCGGACAGUUCUGGGCGAUGCCCGAGACCUCCGUGUACUUGCAGGAGAUGUCCAAUCUGGUGGAAUUACUGGGGUCAAUAAUUCACCGCACGGCGGUUGAACGACGCCUCGUCUAUGCCUUCCACGUCAUGUAUUUUGGAGGAAGCGAUCGCCAGAGCUUCAGAUUCAGAGUCCCAGCUCUCAUGAUGCGUAUCAACCGGGACCAAGAGUGCUACGACUUCAUGAAGUGGCGCUCCAACAACCACAACAGAGACCGGUUGAGCCAAAUGUCUCUCGAGACCAUGAGGGUCCGCUUUGCAAACCCCAUCAUCACCGGGCCCCGUAUCAUCAGCCAGGACAACUUCGUGGGCUACAUCGACGAGGAUAUCUUCGAGCCGAUCGAAGAAUUCGACCGGGAAACAUCCAUCAUGACACUGAUUCCGCUGUGUCUGGUGAAGAUCCGAUUCCUAUUCGAGGUCCAGCGGAUGGAGCUGGCAGUCCAAGCCUUUGGUUCGCGAUUCCCCAACGAGGUCUUGGACAUGAUCGUGAAGAACAUCCCCACGACCAAGAAAAUCGCCCAGAAUCAACAACUUGUCGAAAACCCAUUCGUUCGGCUUGGGGCUAUGGAGACGCUGAUGGGUCAAAUCCUACAGCUCUACAACAAGAUCCAUAGCCUCAAUCCUUACGUUUGGAAAGGGAUGGUGUGGGCAAAGCGUGGUGAUGCUCGGCGGGGGGAGAUGGAUCCCCAGUGGCUCGCGUGGGACAUGGAGACCUACGUGAAGAACAACUGGGAAUCAUGGAUCGAGACUCCUGGAGCGAUUUCGCUCCUGAAGAGAAUCAUGGCCGAGACAGGAAACACUUGA
Molecule: messenger RNA, 1233 nt
Organism: Penicillium daleae
Lineage: Eukaryota; Fungi; Ascomycota; Eurotiomycetes; Eurotiales; Aspergillaceae
Product: zinc finger MYND domain-containing protein
Exons: 1
Coding region: 1-1233 (410 amino acids)
Source: RefSeq, a predicted model, not a curated record